UUCCGGUUCCUGUGUUCUGAUAGGACCCUCCAUCUCUUCUCUACUCGCACUCUACAGAAUGAACUCAAACCAUGCCUUCAUCGCGCUCAAUUCCUCCCAUGAGACCCUUCCACCGUACCGCGGAAGUGCAGCCUUGUCACCCGCCCUCGACGAGAUGGCGAAGUCUGAAAGUAUCGGUCGAUCCGCAAAUACCUCAGCACCUUACAAGUCAAAACCCUUCCUCCCGCCAACCACUUAUAAACGGCAAGGUUUCUUCCGACGUCACAUAAGCCUUUGGAGAGCCCUGCCUGUUGCUCUCGCCGCUAUCUUUUGGUCGGCGCAGAUGGUGUACUUCAUCUUCUACUUUAUCACACGACCUGCGCAAGAAGACGGGUCGUGGCCUCGGAUCGGGCCCUCAUAUGCCCUGUUUCCCUUUAUCUCAUGCGUCGGUGCCGUGCGAGAGUUCUCCUUUGAGUCCGUGUCCAUCACCGUGGCCAUCUUGCUGUGGACGGGGUUUGGGAUCGACUACAUUGUGGGGAGACAAGCUCCUGUGGCAAUAUGGUGGCGGCGAGGGAAGCUGUUCUGCUCUAGCAUCUCCUCGGUCUUUCUGAUUGCGCUGUCAUUCGCCAGCGAUGAUGUCCAUCAUAAACUGCAUCUCAUCUUCACCAGCUUCCAGAUCUGCUUCAUGGCUCUGGCCAAGACAUGUGAUUGGAAUCUCGUCCGAGCGAUGAGAGAGAGGACACCCAAUAACAGGUUCAUUGAAAGGGUGAGGAUUUGGAAGAGAAUCGCCGUGGUGGUUGCCAUGCCUUCUGGGAUCAUGGCGAUCAUCGGCAUCUAUAGCUGCACAGCCAAAGUGGAACAAGGGAAACUCAUCUUCACUCCAGUCUGCUGGACACUGGUCAGCUUUGCGGCUCCGGCGGAGUGGACAUUGUCGUGGUGCUGGGUCAUCUUCCUCGCGACAGUCGCGUACGACAACUACCAUCUGGACUAUACCGUCCGGCUCCUGCUGAACACGCCGCCUCCCCCACCGAAACGGAAAUCCCACGGGCUCGCAUUCUGGCGACGAUGGAGCGAAAAGGAUCCCGCUUUCGGCGUGGACAUGGACGACUGGGGUGAGAGGCAAGGCUUGACCAACGCGGCUGCACCGACUUCGAAUGAGAGGGGCGGUGUCAGCCCGCCACAGAUCCAGAUCCAACGGUUUAGUGAGGGGCAGCAGCACCAACAACAGCAGCAGCGGAAGCGUGGGAGAUCGGGCUCCAUGACAGGCAGCUUCAGGGAAGAACUUGACGAGGAGGACAUUGCCGGAAUAUCGCAUGACGGCAGUGUAACUCCCGGGUGGGCACCGGCGACGAUGCCGCGGUCUGUGUUCGAAGGGAGCGGGUAUCAGCAGGUCAGGAGUUCACCACCUCACACUGGAGAAGCCUGAACCGUGGCAUAGUGGGUGGGAGGUGCGCGCUAUGCGGCUCCAGCACGCGUAAAGAACAAGCUCUCCAGGGCCAUGCUUGUUGUUCCCCCCGUGAAAUGUAUUAUGUGUAUAUGUACUCGAGUCAGCUGCGCCCGAACCCCUUUAGUAUACCUACCUAAUAGCUUACAUCCAGGGAUUUCAG
Molecule: messenger RNA, 1586 nt
Organism: Cladophialophora immunda
Lineage: Eukaryota; Fungi; Ascomycota; Eurotiomycetes; Chaetothyriales; Herpotrichiellaceae
Exons: 3
Coding region: 59-1405 (448 amino acids)
Source: RefSeq, a predicted model, not a curated record